This is a messenger RNA of Miniopterus natalensis, 2070 nucleotides long. Lineage: Eukaryota; Metazoa; Chordata; Mammalia; Chiroptera; Miniopteridae. The record is from RefSeq and is a predicted model, not a curated record.
GGACCCUGUGGGUACUGAAGGCCAGCUCACCCAUGCCUAGUUCCUGUAAUGGACGAACUGGAUGCUAAUGUGAGUUCCAAGGAGGGUUUCAGGUCAGUGGAGAAGGUCUUGCUGCUCACGUUUCUCUCGGUGGUUAUCCUGAUGGCCAUCUUGGGGAACCUUCUGGUGAUGGUGGCCGUGUGCAGGGACCGGCAGCUCAGGAAAAUAAAAACCAACUAUUUCAUUGUCUCUCUUGCCUUUGCGGAUCUGCUGGUUUCCGUGCUGGUGAUGCCCUUCGGUGCCAUCGAGCUGGUUCAGGACAUCUGGAUUUACGGGGAGAUGUUCUGCCUGGUCCGGACAUCCCUGGACGUCCUGCUCACCACGGCAUCUAUUUUGCACCUGUGCUGCAUUUCUCUGGACAGGUAUUAUGCCAUCUGCUGCCAGCCUUUGGUCUAUAGGAACAAGAUGACCCCUCUGCGCAUCGCACUAAUGCUGGGAGGCUGCUGGGUCAUCCCCAUGUUCAUCUCUUUUCUUCCCAUAAUGCAAGGCUGGAACAACAUUGGCAUCAUUGAUUUGAUAGAAAAGCGGAAGUUCCACCAGAGCUCUAACGCCACGUACUGCAUCUUCAUGGUCAACAAGCCCUACGCCAUCACCUGCUCCGUGGUGGCCUUCUACAUCCCGUUUGUCCUCAUGGUGCUGGCUUAUUACCGCAUCUACGUCACAGCCAGGGAACACGCCCACCAGAUCCAGAUGCUGCAGCGGGCAGGCGCCCCCGCGGAGGCCAGGCCCCAGCCGGCAGACCACCACAGCACCCACCGCAUGAGGACCGAGACCAAAGCAGCCAAGACCCUGUGCAUCAUCAUGGGCUGCUUCUGCCUCUGCUGGGCCCCCUUCUUUGUCACCAAUGUUGUGGAUCCCUUCAUAGACUACACGGUGCCCGGGCAGGUGUGGACUGCCUUCCUCUGGCUUGGCUAUAUCAACUCUGGAUUGAACCCCUUUCUCUACGCCUUCUUGAACAAGUCCUUUCGACGUGCCUUUCUCAUCACUCUGUGCUGUGAUGAUGAGCGUUACCGAAGACCUUCCAUUCUGGGCCAGACUGUCCCCUGCUCGACCACAACCAUUAAUGGGUCCACACACGUGCUAAGGUACACAGUUCUGCACAGUGGACGUCACCAGGAACUCGAGAAACUGCCCAUAAACAAUGACCCAGAGUCCCUGGAAUCGUGCUUCUGAUCGAGGACGUGGCUCACAGCCUGGCUGUUCAUUCAUCGUGUCUGCAUGAACGGGACACCCCAGCACCCCCCGACCCUCAUCACCACCCGUGAGGCACAAGGCAGUGGGGCCGAGGGCCCGGGGAAGGUCUUGGAGGACCCGAUGGACAGGCCCGAGGCCAGAGGGUGGAGGAUCACAGAGUUGAGGAGGGACCUCAAGCAGCGUCAGAUCCAGCCCCACCCAAUGCAGGAGAGGCGUCCUUCACAUCACCCCUGAAAGCCGCUCAGUCUCUGCUUGCACACCCCCAGGGACAGGAGCUCACUCCCUCCCGACGCAGCUCCUCCUGCCACCGGGACGCUCUGAUUGAAGGAAGUUCUUUCCUUUGUUGGCCCGAGAGUCUGUCACUGCUCCGCUGGGGCCGUGCAUUUGGCUGCUUCUUCCUCCUAAGAACCCUUAGCUGUUAGAAGGCAGUGAUCCGCUGCCCACUCGCCCUUUUAAUUCUUCCUCCUACACUCAGAGGCUCCAGUUUCCUCUCCAUUCCGGCCAUCUGCUUCUGGACGUGCUUUGGUGGAUGAAUUAAUCGAGGCUCUUUUAACGAAAUUAGGUUGGUAGCAAUGCCAAGAGUUCCGUCUAGAAGCACUGAAGUCCUGAGAAGAGAAGCAUCAAUAUAUUUUGGUUUAUAGACAUGAACAUUUUUCUUGACAUAUUUUUUUGGGCAUAGACUCUGGGAACUCUGCUUAGGAUUUGGUUUCAGGUCCCUUACCAAAGAGCAUCUUUAAAGCUGGUCUGGUGUGUGCAUCUGUUUAAAGGUAACAUUCCCUCGUUGGCACGCUGGCUCUGAGGUCGUUUGGAAUGAAUCUUACUGGAUUCACUCCCCCC